Equus quagga is the source of this 2789-nucleotide messenger RNA. RefSeq names its product family with sequence similarity 114 member A2 (gene FAM114A2). The record is from RefSeq and is a predicted model, not a curated record. Lineage: Eukaryota; Metazoa; Chordata; Mammalia; Perissodactyla; Equidae. The transcript has 14 exons. The coding region runs from base 80 to 1585 and encodes 501 amino acids.
AUAAUAGCUCCAAACUGGACACAGCCCAGAUAUCCUUCAACACCCAAAUGGUUAAGCAAACUGAGGUGAUGAUCUAAUCAUGUCGGAUGAAGAUGAUAUUGAGACUCCAGUGUUAACUGAAGCAACCUCCAUCCUUGAAGAUGGGAACUGUGAGCCAGCCAAGAAUCCUGAGUCUGUUGACCAAAGUGCCAAACCAGAGAGUAAAUCAGAACCUGUAGCUUCCACUCGGAAAAGACCAGAGUCCAAACCUUCCAGUGACCUUGAGACUUCGGAAGUUCUCCCUGUUCAGGCAUCACAGGCUGCAGGCAAAGAGACAGUUUCUAAAGAUGUACCCCAGAGCGGAUGGGGCUAUUGGGGCAGCUGGGGCAAGUCCUUACUCUCCUCAGCCUCAGCUACAGUAGCUACAGUAGGACAAGGUAUUUCAAAUGUCAUUGAGAAGGCAGAGACUUCCCUUGGAAUCCCUAGUCCCAGUGAAAUUUCUACUGAAGUCCAAUAUGCAACAGGAGAGACACAUGCCAAAGAGAAUGAAACCUCCUCCCCAAUGACUGGGCCCUUUGGUGUAUUCUCAACCAUCUCUACUGCUGUUCAGAGCACAGGAAAGAGUGUUAUCAGUGGAGGUUUGGAUGCCUUAGAAUUCAUUGGGAAAAAGACAAUGGAUGUAAUAGCAGAAGGGGAUCCUGGAUUUAAAAGAACUAAGGGUCUGAUGAACCGGAGUUCUACACUGUCUCAGGUUUUAAGAGAGGCGAAGGAGAAAGAAGAGCUAUGGACCUCCAAUGAGGUUACCAUGGAAACGGACAAGAAAACUCAUUAUGGGCUACUCUUUGAUGAAUUUCAAGGCCUUUCACAUCUAGAAGCUCUGGAGAUGCUUUCCCGAGAAAGUGAAAUAAAGGUGAAAUCUAUCCUUAAUUCUCUAAGUGGAGAAGAAUUAGAGACUCUAAAACAAGAAUUGGAGCAACUCAAAGAAGCAUUUUCCCUAGCAGAAUUCUGUGAGGAAGAGGAAGAAGAGAAAAAAGGGGAUGAAGACUUUACCAAAGAGAUAACAGAGUUAUUUUCCCAGCUGAAUGUCUCCUCCAAACCAGAGAAACUUGCCAGGGCAAGAAAUACAGCCUACGAGUGGAUCAGGACAUCUCUGUCCAAGCCAUUAGAAGAGAAGGAAGAAGGAGAAAAACAGUUGGAAGCAGAAAAAACUGCGCAUAUAAAUAAAAAUUCAAUAGAGGAUAUCCAUGCAUUUGCAAUCCGGAGCCUAGCAGAACUAACUGCCUACUCAAUUGAACUGUUUCACAAAACAGCAGCUCUGGUUCUGCACGGCAGGAAGCAGGAAGUGACAGCUGUAGAAAGGAGCAGAACCCUUUCCCAGAUGACAGUUAUGUUGUGUAAAGAGCUGUCCUCUCUGUCUAAAGAGUUCACCACCUGUCUAACAACUGCCGGGGUCAAAGAAAAGGCAGAUGUCCUUAAUCCAUUAAUCACUGCAGUGUUUCUAGAGGCAUCAAACAGUGCUUCCUAUAUCCAGGAUGCCUUUCAGCUACUCUUACCUGUGCUGGAGAUUUCUCUCAUUGAGAACAGGACUGAAUUACCAGAGGCAUGAGCUGCAGGUUCAGAGACCUUUGUCAGAACAUUGAAGAUGCCACCUGAGACUUGUGAUGGCCAAGAAAUGCCACUUUCUUCUGGGUACCCUUGCAGAAGUGAGGGAAAGGGUUAUUUUACAGGCAGGAGAGCAGGUUUAAAGGAAGUUUGUUGCCUUCACUGCUUGGCUAAUGUAUUCAGGUCCUCACACUGUUCUUCCCAGUUGUUAUAAUUAAUAAAUUAUUUGAAAAGAAACUUUUAUAGAAAGAUCAAGAAUAAUAGCUCUAGAUAGAGGUUAGUGGGACACUCAGGCAAAUAUAUUGGUCUUUCUUUGACAUGAUGCAAAACACUACAGGUUUGUCAUGGAUAUGAGUUUGCAGCCCAUAUAAUUGAUUGUUAAGCAAGAGAAAAAGAACUUCGGUAUUCUAGAAUUCACAUGCUUGAUCUAUUAAUGCCAUGUACUUUCUCCUUUCUAUAGUAAAAUUUAUGGCUUUAUAAACUCUGUAAUGAUUACCCUUUAUUAUGUGAAUUCUUAAAAUUGGUUAGAAAGUUUCCUCUGCUCUUUAAUUCUCAGUAGAUAUUUGGAAUUGAGGAGAAACUUAAGAAUUUACUUGUAGCCAUGUGAAUUAACCAUAGCCGAGUGCCCUUUGGCCUGAAGUCACUCUUCUACCCCAAGGUGACUAGCUUCAAGUUGUAGUUGACCCUCAUUCAACUGGAUUCAAGACCAAUAAGUGCAAUUUGGAGAGUUUUAUGUGUGCAGAUAUUCUGAGUCUCUUCAGGAUGUUUUUCAUGCCUAACCUAUGUGUAGGAUAAAUUCUGUAAUAGCCAACUCUAGAGGAGUGUUGAAGCUCUUUUAGUAAUGGUGUUUCUGUUUGAAUAUUGUUGAAGUGGACUGUAGAGUCCCAUAGAAAUGAUGUUCAUUUGUAAUAGGAUUUAACCUACAAGACACAAUAUAUUUUUCCUCAUACUUUUUUCUUUGUUUUGUUUUAAUUAUUCUUUAGCAUGUUUAUAAACAUAACUUUUAUUCUUCAGAUCUUAAGUCGUCUUUUGCUCUCUUCAGCAAUUUAAGAGACUAAUAGGGUUAUCAUCUUCCUAAAAGCUAUUUUGGUAUCCACUCUUUUUUAGAAAGUUCGCCAAUUUUGUGGUUUUUAAUGAUUCAGGUAACUUUUGUGAACUCUUCCACUCAUAUUCUAAAAUCUUUAAAUAAAAUGUAAUAAUCAUGUCAA